AUGGCAACUUCCUCGACAUCUCCCGACACAUCAACUACAGCAACAUUCGUCACGACUCGGGAUGAGAUCCAAGAAGCUGCGCAACGAAGCUCAUUUGGAUCAUCAUCUCCGAGAGGAAUCAUAGAUUUCUUGGACGAUGAAGCGGAAGCUAACCAGUACUUCAUUCUACAACGUCUGAAUGGAUCCAUCAAUCAUUUUUCAAUCACCACAGGAACACCAGAAGCUCUACUGACGUCGCCGUCAAGCCAUCUUCCUGUUCCAAUCGUACGAUUGACACCGAGACACGAUUGUGUAAAUUCGCUUUGGAAUCAUUCGAAUGCUGGGAAUGGUGUCCCUUCCCGGACCCAAGUGUCGCCAAGACAACAAGCAACCACUCCCCAACAUCUCACUCCUCCUCAGCCCACCCUAGAGUUUUCAGCGGGAGGGAUUCCAAGCAAUCUUUUGCUUCCACUAGACUUUUGA
Cylindrotheca closterium is the source of this 462-nucleotide messenger RNA. NCBI's taxonomy places the organism in Eukaryota, Bacillariophyta, Bacillariophyceae, Bacillariales, Bacillariaceae. The record is from the annotation of a GenBank genome assembly.